CCUUUCCCCCCUCCCCAAGCCCGUUUUCCGUUUUGUAGCCGCCUUCAGUGUUUUUGCGCGCUACCAGUCAACGCCUCAGGAUGGGCAACGCGGCCAGCAGCGUGGAGGGGUCGCCGGCCAAGGAGAUCAAGAGCCAGCCCGCAGCCUCCUCGCCUCUGACCCCCAAGCAGCCUGCACCCCCCAAGCAGCCGAUGCCCAGCGAGGGGGAGCUGGAGGAGCGCUUUGCCCGCGUCCUGAAUUCCAUGAACUUGCCACCGGACAAAAUGAAGUUACUCAGUCAAUAUGACAAUGAGAAGAAAUGGGAGUUGAUUUGUGACCAGGAAAGGUUUCAAGUUAAGAACCCACCUUCUGCCUACAUCCAGAAACUGAAGAGCUAUCUAGACUCAGGUGGAUUCAGCGGAAAGUUUAAGAGGCGGGUUCAAGAGUCAACCCAGGUUCUUCGGGAGCUGGAGAUAUCUCUGAGGACAAACCAUAUUGGCUGGGUCCAGGAGUUCCUGAAUGAAGAGAACAAAGGACUCGAUGUCCUGGUGGACUACCUGGCAUUUGCUCAGUGCUCUGUCACGUAUGAUAUGGACAGCACUGACAAUGGGAGCCCGGGGUCCGACAAGGGAAAAGCCUUGGACAGAUCUGUGGAGGACCUCAGCAGAAGCAACUCCUCCUCCCCCACGCAGGGCUCCUCCAAAACAAGGCACCCGACUGUCAGAUUCAAUCCGGCCCACAGCAGGAAGGCACUUCGGAACUCGCGCAUCGUCAGCCAGAAGGACGACGUUCAUGUCUGCAUCAUGUGCCUCCGAGCCAUCAUGAAUUAUCAGUCUGGGUUCAGCCUGGUGAUGAACCACCCAGCAUGUGUCAACGAGAUCACACUGAGCCUCAACAAUAAGAGCCCCAGGACCAAAGCUCUAGUCCUUGAGUUGCUUGCUGCCGUUUGCUUAGUCCGAGGGGGACACGACAUCAUCUUGGCUGCCUUCGACAACUUCAAAGAGGUCUGCGGUGAAAGGAACCACUUUGAGAAGCUGAUGGAAUAUUUCCGAAAUGAAGAUAGCAACAUAGAUUUCAUGGUGGCUUGCAUGCAGUUCAUCAAUAUUGUGGUUCAUUCUGUGGAGAACAUGAACUUCCGUGUCUUCUUGCAGUACGAGUUCACGCAAUUGGGGCUGGAUGACUACCUAGAGAAGCUGCGCUAUUCAGAGAGCGACAAACUUCAGGUGCAGAUCCAAGCUUACCUGGACAACAUCUUUGACGUGAGUGCUCUGUUGGAAGACACAGAAACCAAGAAUGCUGUCCUUGAGCACGUGGAGGAUUUACAAGAGGAAGUGGGACAGCUCACAGAGAAACUCCAGGAUGCAGAGAAUGAGUCCAUGGCCAAGAUUGCUGAGCUGGAGAAGCUGCUGUGUGAGGCACGCCAUGAGCUGGAGACCCUGAGGGUACGGACGAUGGAGGACGAGCAGCACAAGAAGGAGCAGGUUGGCAAACCAAACAGUUCUCGGAGUCCCUCGUUGCUGCAAGUGCAGCUGCCUGCAGCAGUAAAAGAGUCCCCGCUGCACCCAGCCUUAGAACACAGGCUGGAGGAGCUUGAGGACAAAGGGCUGAUCCGGAUCCUGCGUGGACCAGAUGGAGACGUCGUUGUUGACAUUGAGGUCAUCCCCGUCACUGUGGAGACCACAACAGUCCCGUCAGUUACAAUUGACGUGCCCUCAUCAACCAGCACAGAUUUUCCUUCCCCAUCCAUAUCCCCAGUUCCAGCUGCAACUCCAGAAAUCCCCCCACCCCCACCCCUGCCUUUCGCCAAAGACACCAGUGUCACGGUUCUCCCCUCUGCUCCAGAAGUUGGUCCGGCUCCUCCCCCACCAGCACCACCCCUUUCUGGGGCCAGUGAGCCGCCACCUGCUCCACCACUUCCUGUGGCAGGAACUGCGCCCCCUCCACCCCCACCCCUCCUUCCAGCAGAUGGCCCGGUUCCUCCACCUCCUCCACCUCCACCUAUGGCUGAAGGGGUGAACCCACCUGGCACUGCCGUUAGUUCUGCUGUCAAAAUAAAAAAGCCAAUACAGACCAAAUUCCGCAUGCCCACCUUCAACUGGGUGGCUCUGAAGCCGAACCAGAUCAACGGGACUGUCUUCAAUGAACUCAACGAUGAGAAGGUCCUUCAGGAGCUUGACAUGAAUGACUUCGAGGAGCAGUUCAAAACCAAGGCUCAAGGCCCCAGUCGGGAAAUCAGCAGCUUGAAGGCCAAGAUAACCCAGAAGGCCCCCAGCAGAGUGACACUGAUUGAGAGCAACCGGGCCAAGAACUUGGCCAUCACACUGCGCAAGGGAGGGCUCACCAUCGAUGGUAUCUGCAAGGCCAUCCAGACAUAUGACCUCCAGUCCUUGAGCCUCGACUUCCUGGAGUUGCUCAUGCGUUUCAUCCCCACGGAAUAUGAACUGACUGUGAUCCGCAAGUAUGAGAAAGAGCAGCGGCCCCUGGAUGAGCUUUCAGAUGAGGACCUGUUCAUGAUCAAGUUCAGCAAGAUCCCCCGACUGGCAGAACGCAUGAACAUCAUGACUUUCUUGGGCAACUUUGCAGACACUGUGCAACUUCUCUUGCCGCAGCUGAAUUCUAUCAUUGCUGGCUCCAUGUCACUGAAGUCUUCUACCAAACUGCGUCAGAUUCUGGAGAUUGUCCUGGCAUUUGGGAAUUACCUGAACAGCAGCAAACGAGGAGCAGCUUACGGGUUCCGGUUGCAGAGCCUUGAUGCACUCCUGGACAUGAAGUCAACAGACCGGAAGCAGACACUGCUUCAUUACAUCGUGCGGGUGAUCCAGGAGAAGUAUCCUGAGCUCAUUCAUUUCUCCAGUGAACUUCACUUUCUGGACAAGGCAGGGACAGUGUCACUGGACAGCGUAUUGCAAGAUGUGCGUGGUCUGCAGCGAGGCAUGGAGCUCACACGUAAGGAGUUCAUGCGCCAGGAUGACAGCACUGUGCUCAAGGACUUUCUUAAAGCCAACACUGAGGUGAUGGAAAAGCUGCAGGCAGACAGCAAAAUGGCACAGGAGGCCUACGAAUCCAUGGUAGAGUACUUUGGGGAAAACCCCAAGACCACCCCUCCCACCAUGUUCUUCCCAGUGUUCGUACGCUUUGUCAAGGCCUACAAGAAAGCAGAAGAUGACAUCCAGCUAUGGAGGAAGCAGGAAGCAGCUGCCAAGGAGGAGGAGCAAGUGGACUCCGCAGGAAAAGAGGAACAGUUAGCACCAAAGUCUCCCACCCACAAGGCUAAGCGGCAACAGAUGGACCUCAUAGCUGAGCUGAAGAAGAAACAGCUUGUGAAGGAGCCCAUUAUUUACGAGGGGAAGGAUGGAGCCAUUGAAGACAUCAUUACAGGCCUGCGGAACCAGCCGUACCGGCGAGAGGACACCGGUCGGCACAGCGGCAGGAAACGGAUCGUCGGGCAGACACUGCAGGUGUCCUCCGACAUCUCGCUGUGACAGCCAUGAAUGGAGAACAGCCAGCUCUUUGAGCCUUGGUUGAGGAUGCAAGGGGUUCGUGGCCAGUAGGCAUGGACCGAAAGCUUCUCUCACCAAGGGCUGAAGGGAUUCAGGGCAGGACACUCCUCCCUUCUGCCUCUUCUGCAGCUUCUGAAGCCAUUUGUGGGCUUUUGCGCACACACACAUCACACAAACACCCAAGCCCUGCUCAUCACACUGCCCACUGGAUUAACACUGCUUCCUUUUGAACUGUCUCAUCUUGGCCUUACUGGACUGAUCUAGGAUGGAAUUAGGGCCAGGACAAGAGUGUCUACUGCGUGCCACAGUUCAACAAGACAGCAGAAGGGGUCAGAAGGCAGAGCCAGCCAGUGGUACCACCACCAUGCACCUUCCACAGCCACGGAACUUCAUGGCUUCUGCCUCUCCUGUCAAGGUGGAGAGUGACCUAACAGGCUAGAUCCUCCCUCCCUCUUAACCUUUCUACCCACCAUGCUUGGGUUGCUUUUCCUGUCUUGUUUUGCAACAUGAUUCUGCGUUAAUCUUAGUCCCCCCUCCCCACAAGAGGAUUUGGGGAUCUCUUGUGGCAGCCCUUCCCAUGGGCCAUGAGAGGUUGAUUUAUGGAGAAGCAGGUGCUCAGGCACUCACUGAGAGUUCAUUAGCCAGGAGUGUGUAUUGUUGGGCUCCCUCACGUCAUGCAUUUGAACCUCUUUAAGGUGCUAGGAAACACCCCAAGCAAAAGCAGUGUCUAUCUCAGAACUUUUGUGGCUAUUGGCACUAUUAUUGGAGAGCCUGGCUGUUAUUCUCCAUUUGCAACAUUAAACAGCCCACGUUCAGGCCCUAGCUUUCUUAUGGCACAACGUAGGGCUCUCACUGGGCUAUUAUCCAGUCUCUGGUCCACCCUAUGCUUUUAUAAACAUGCCUUUCCCCCCCCCCCACCUUCUGUAAUGCACAAAUCAUGUGGCCAUUUCACAUCAAGCAGUUGCAUAUCAUAUUCCUUUUAUGCCCUUUGCCUGUGUCUUUCCAAGGCUGACUGCAACCAGGUGAAUAUACCUGGCAACUCUAACUCUUUGUGUUAGUCUUGGAUGGAGUCCAGCUACUUGGAAGUAAAAGUUCAAGGACACGAAGUUUCCUAUUGGGUAGCAGAAUAUUCCAUUUGAAGUUUUAAAUAAUCCUGGCCUCCCCUUCUAGCAGAAUGCUUCAGCCUCGGGGGCAGCAGGCCUGUUAACUGAAAUAGCAUUUCGGGAUGGGAGUUCCUUUGGCACUUUUAAAAGCCAUCUUGCUCUGAUGCAAGAAAGCUUAGAGGCUUUGAGACAAUCAGACUGGGGACAGUGCUUCAUCUUGCCACAAGGUGUCACCCUUUCUGUGGCUUUUCCACUGGUGCUUUAUGCUUCUCUGGGAGAAUCUGGACGCUUAAGGACUUUCGUCUAAGCAGCCAAGGAGUGCUGUUAUUAACACCACACACACUGUAAUUAACUUCCAGGACCCGUGAUGCAUUAUCCCUAGGAUGGAUUCAGUCAGCUGCUUGUAUUCUCCGUGCUCUUACCUUAUCUACUCCUGGGACCAGAUUGCCAGAAGGAUUCUCUGGCACAAACUCUGCCAUCCGCACAAGGCAGGCAGUCCCACUGUUGCAAGUACAAGAGCAACCCUAACAGGCACUGGAUGACCUUUGGCAAUUCUGUUCUAAGUAGACCUUGAGGAGCAGUGCCCACUUGCUCAUCACAGCAUUCCUGGCGACAGUCUUGUACCCACCUACAAAACUGGGCACUGCGCUCUUAUUGCUACCCUUAUACAGUGUCUGUACGGGGGGUGGGAAUAGGAGGAAGGUGUUGGUCCAUGCUGCCACCAGAUCCAUCCCUUGCAACAGGGUCAGCUGCUGCAAUCCAGCCAUCCAUCCCCUGAUGCAAAUACAGACACUGGCCACUAGGAACAAUUUGCUCCAGCGGAGGAUGCUGGCAUGCAAAACAAUGCAGCAAAAUUGCAUUUGGUGCAGCAAUAAAUACAUACUGUAGCACAUGCAUACCGCCGCCACUACCACACCACCCUUCUGAUCCGUUUAGCCUAAACUCUCAGCAGUUAAGGCAAGGCAUUCCGUCUGCUCACUCAGCACUAGUCCUAAAGCACACUUGCUUAGAAGCCUCCCUUUGUGGCUUAUGCUUCCCCACUGCUUUUCUGCUGUAACUUAAACUUGGCUAAAAUGCCUAGCAUAGCACCCUUGCACAUCAACGCAUUGCUCCAUGCGGGUGGGGGGGGAGGGGGGGAAGUGCUAGAAGGAGAACUGAAUGUGGAACUUACUAUGUUUUUUAAAAUGCCUUGAAUCAUGUAGGGAAAGGACCUCAAAACCCUAUGAUUGCUACUUUGUAUACAUUAUUUUUAUAUAUGGUUAUGUGAAUUGCAUUUAAUCCAAAGCAAGUUAAC
Eublepharis macularius is the source of this 5876-nucleotide messenger RNA. It is a transcript of the gene FMNL1, whose product is annotated as formin like 1. Gene Ontology annotation, biological process: regulation of cell shape; cell migration; cortical actin cytoskeleton organization. The transcript has 26 exons. The record is from RefSeq and is a predicted model, not a curated record. Gene Ontology annotation, cellular component: cytosol. Gene Ontology annotation, molecular function: small GTPase binding; actin filament binding. NCBI's taxonomy places the organism in Eukaryota, Metazoa, Chordata, Lepidosauria, Squamata, Eublepharidae. The coding region runs from base 81 to 3461 and encodes 1126 amino acids.